This is a messenger RNA of Myripristis murdjan (pinecone soldierfish), 1693 nucleotides long. It is a transcript of the gene nsun4, whose product is annotated as NOP2/Sun RNA methyltransferase 4. The record is from RefSeq and is a predicted model, not a curated record. Gene Ontology annotation, molecular function: RNA methyltransferase activity. Gene Ontology annotation, biological process: rRNA methylation. The transcript is spliced from 8 exons. Gene Ontology annotation, cellular component: mitochondrial large ribosomal subunit. Lineage: Eukaryota; Metazoa; Chordata; Actinopteri; Holocentriformes; Holocentridae. The coding region runs from base 72 to 1289 and encodes 405 amino acids.
AUUCAACACGGCCGGAACCUUUCUUUAGUCUGUCGGGGUGAAGCCGGACUAUUUACCAGUCGCACAGGACGAUGGCGGCGGUCAUACAAACGCGGCUUCUCCUCAGAAAAGUCAAAGAUUUAAGAUGCCUGACGCCCAGACGAACCCGAGUGAAAGGCAAAUGGGCCACCACUCAGCCCAAGUCCCCCCCCACCAGUCUGGCCCUGCAGUAUAUGGAUGCCACCUACAGCCUCCAGCUGGGGCAGCAGUGGCCCUCAGUCCGCGUCAGCUUGCUCUGUGAGAAGAAGUACGGAGCCCUGCUCAACAACUUCUCCCAUGAGUCUGCUCUAGCUGACCUCCAGGCCCAGGGGUGCAUGGACUUCAUCGGUCACACAGAUCAGGAUGCACAGCCAUUCUUGGAUGAAGCGAGUGGAGGGGAACCAGAGGGCAGCAUGGAACAGGAAAUCAGCAGCAGUGUUUCUCUGAACAAAUCCGACAGUGUUGACGAGGAGCUGUCUCCACUGCAGCUGAGCCCCAACAUCAAAUGCUUAGUGUUUCCAAGAGGGGACAUCACAAGAUUCAAAGCUGCCAGGCCAGACGGGUUUGGGUUGUUGAGUUACUACCUGAUGGAUGCAGCGUCCGUCUUGCCUUGCCUGGCGCUGAAUGUCCAGCAGGGUGACUCUGUGUUGGACCUGUGUGCUGCUCCGGGAGGCAAGACGCUGGCUUUACUGCAGACACAGACUAUAAGGUUUUUGUGUGUAAAUGACGCCUCAGUGUCUCGGACGAUGCGUCUCAGAAAGGUCCUCCACAGCUACAUUCCCAAGGAACUUCUGACCAAUGACAGGAUACGCAUCACCUCCUUUGACGGCACCAAAUGGGGAGAAAUUGAGAGGAACACUUUUGACAGAGUCCUUGUUGACGUGCCCUGCACCACAGACAGACAUUCGCUCAUGGAGGACGACAACAACAUAUUCAAGAAGAGCAGGACCAGCGAGAGGCGGCAGCUGCCUCAGCUACAAACCGAGCUGCUGCUGGCCGGUGUUGAAGCGGCGUGUCCAGGCGGAGAGAUCGUCUACUCCACCUGCUCACUCUCUCAACUCCAGAACCAGUGUGUGGUGGAACAGGCCAUCCACCUGGCCAGAGAGAGACAUGGCAUCCACCUGCAGGUUGUCAGUCUGCGACCGCUCACUCACACAUUUAGGAAAACCUUCCACUUUGCUCCUGACCUCCACCUGGGUGAGAUGGUCCUCCCACACCUAGCUGCUAACUUUGGACCCAUCUACAUGUGCAAGCUUAGGAGACUGAACUAGAACAGGCGGCCAGCUGUGAAUUAUUUGGCUGCCGUGCACCUUUACCUCCUGGCUUGUGGACUUUUGAAUGUUUGCGUUUUUUGGUUUGUGGAUUUAACUUUUUGCUUCCAUUUUUGGACUUCAUGUGUAAACUGAAGAUGCUAUUUUGGAGCACAGUCGGUGAAUGAUGUGGACUGUUGAAGCACUGGACUGGGACAAGCUUGACAGGCUCAUCAUUUGAAAAUCAUAAAAGUGAAGAAUCCAGUUGAUCACCAUGGUUUUUUAUGUCAUUACAACUAAGCUAGAAUUUAUCAUUGCGGCUUCUGGACUGUUGCAAGAAAACGGGGACAUUUAAUUUCCGUUUCAGGACAUUCUCUCUGCCAGUGAGAAUUUGUUGGACUUAUUAAAGUGAAUUAGUGACUGGA